UGGCUCGAGGUUUGUGCGAUUUAAGGCGAGGUUUCGGUGCGGGCGUGUCGAAGGUUGCGCGGGUGUGUCGAGGCUUUCGUCCGCGGGUUCGUGCGGCGUGUGUGUGGUUCGAGUGCUGCGACGGGGGGUCGCGGUGUUCGAGGGUUGUGCGCGAGGAACCGGGGUCGCGUGUGUGAGUUUGGACAGCAGAGGCCACCGGAGUUCCGUCGCCGGAAUCUUUGUGCCGGCGAAAGUCAGUGGUAUAAUUUUGUACUUAACUUAGUAUGUCAGUUUAUUAAUUAUUCUUAUAUUUACUGUUUUCGUAGUUAAGAAAGGUUUGUAAUUUAUAAUUAAUAAUUAGAGUGUUUAGUAAUUUAUUAGAUUGUUAACUAGUUAAGUUAUUGUUCUGUUUUAAGUAUAAAUUCUGAUUAGGUUUGUAAUUGGAAUAAGUUGAAAGUAGGAAAAGUGUGUCUUAUUAUUAGUUACAGUUAUUUUUGUUUCCAGAGUAACCUGUUUCAUGAAAUCUGACUUUGGGACGUAUGACUCACCCUUUGGACAUGGAAGUUACCUUUUUGGACAUGGAACUUACUUUUGGACAUAUGACUUACUCUUGGACAUAUGACUUACCUUUUGGACAUAUGACUUGACUUUUGGACAUAAGACAGGCUGGACUUAUGACAUUUUGGAUUGGUAAAUUAGUGGGCUAAUGUUACUAAAUAACUUAGUUACUCACUAAUUCUGACUUCUAAAAGACGUUAAAUUCACUAGAUUAGAAUUAUAACGAAAGUUCUGGAAUAAGGUUUUAACUAUUGCGUAAUUCGAAUCGUUAGAUCGUUAUGGUCUUAGUACGUAGUAGUUGUUAGUGUUAUCAAGGACGUAACACUAAAAGCUUUGUUUUAACGAUUUAGGUCCCAAUUUCAUAAGCGGCUCGUUCUAUUAAGUCAGCGAAAAUUCUCCGUUACAAGCGCAGAAUGGUUCGAUCGGGAGGCGCCCCUGACACCUCUCUUAACAUCGAGCAAUCGAUACGUGACCUAGUACAGAUUACAGCCAACUUAGCCCAAGGUCACAGCCGGGAUGGGGACCUAUCUGAAAAAGUGGCCCGUAGGAACCCACCUAUACUAAAUGGAAAAGGGGGACCUGAAGAGUUGGAAAACUGGGUUGGGGAAUUUGAUAAGCUUUUCUUCACCCUAACCUGUCCUGACGAGAAAACAGUGCCCUUAGCUAGUUACUAUCUGCAGGGGGAUGCCCAUUUCUGGUGGACCCAGGCUAAGGACAACCUUCUCAGCCAACCGGGUUUCGGGUGGGAAACUUUUAAAAAGGCCCUAAGAGACAAGUACUACCCUCCGUAUCUUAAGAAACAAAAAGCCCAAGAGUUCAUGAUGCUGGAACAAGGGACCAUGUCGGUAGAGGAAUAUUACCGAAAAUUUAUUGAACUGAUGAGGUUUGCCCCAGAGAUUGCCCCUACUGAGGAGGCUAAAGCCUCACGUUUUGAAUUGGGACUUACCCUUGACCUGCAGGGUAGACUGGGGGGAGAUACAUUCACCUCUCUGGACCAUGUGUUUGGCAAAGCUGCCCACCUUUAUGCUAUCAGGAAAAGGGAGGAAGGGGGUAAGCUGGGCGAGAAACGUAAGGAUAACCCAAACCCUGAGGGUCAAAAGUUUGAGAAAAAGCACAACGGGAACCAGAAUAAUCAAAACCCUCAGAGAAAUUUUGGUAAGGGACCCAAUAAUAACCAUAAUCCCAACAACAACAACAACAACAACAACCGCAACAAUAACACCAAUAACCGCAGACCUGAGCGUGUAUAUCGGUGUAGAAAGUGCCCGAACAACCAUCCUGGUAAGGAUUGUGAGGGUAACAAGGUUGAAUGCCGGGAAUGUGGGAAGAUGGGGCAUAGAGCCUAUGAAUGCUAUUCGAAAAACAAGCUAAACCCCAAUGGCCAAAGGAAGGGGAACUAUGGGGACAAGCCCCGAAACGGAAAUGGUAACGGGAAUGGUAACGGGGGAGGUAAUUACAAUGGGAAUUCUAACUAUUCCAAGCCCGCUACCAACACCAGCAACCAAGUCUCUAAUGUUAACAAUGCAACUAGUUCCCAAGAUAAGGGCAAAGGGAAGCUGUACAUGAUGACGGCUAGUGAAGAAGAGGCUCGUAGAGACGUUGUCACGGGUCCCAAUUUCAUAAGCGGCUCGUUCUAUUAAGUCAGCGAAAAUUCUCCGUUACAAGACUAGGUGAGCUGGUGCUGCUGCAUGACAUCAAGCAUAUGGGGGCUAGACUGUAGUUUGAAGUUAACUUUUGGUUUGAUUAUUAAUGAAUUUUAUAGAACAUUGUUACAUGGUUUGAGUUUGAGUAAAGAGGGGUCAUCUAUGAUUCCCGAGUUGUAAUUACAUUUUCUAUUCCGCUGCAGUUUGGUUUUGAGACAAUGAAUUUGAGUUACCGUAUUUCUAAUUAUGCCUUGCGUUCCAUCGCGGCGGUAACACUCCCAAAGUCGAUG
Messenger RNA from Beta vulgaris subsp. vulgaris (sugar beet), 2470 nucleotides. RefSeq lists its product as uncharacterized. Gene Ontology annotation, molecular function: zinc ion binding; nucleic acid binding. The coding region runs from base 951 to 2177 and encodes 408 amino acids. The record is from RefSeq and is a predicted model, not a curated record. NCBI's taxonomy places the organism in Eukaryota, Viridiplantae, Streptophyta, Magnoliopsida, Caryophyllales, Amaranthaceae. The transcript is spliced from 4 exons.